AGACAGAAGCAGUCCUCGUAGACCUUCCAGCUCUGCUCACUACCUAAAGCUCAGCCUCCACCUGCGCAUCCACCAUGUCUGUCACUCUCUCCCGCCAAAGCAGCAGCUACAGCUCCCGCAGCAUCUCCAGCGCCAGCGCGCUCAGCCUGAGCGGGGGGUUGCAGAUCGUCGGGGGCAGCCAGCCACGCAUUUCCACCGGCGGCUCCUACCAGACCCGCGCACCCAGCGUGUACGGGGGAGCGGGAGGUUACGGCACCCGCGUCUCCCAGGCCUACUCACUAACCCCGUACACCGAGACCUCAGUGAUCAACAACGAGAAGGUGACCAUGCAGAACCUCAACGACCGCCUGGCGUCCUACCUGGAGAAGGUGCGCUCCCUGGAGUCAGCCAACAGGAAGCUGGAGCUGCAGAUCAGAGAGUUCUGUGAGAAGAGAACUCCCACUGUUUCCAAAGACUUCACCAGCUACUUCGCCACCAUCACUGAUCUCCGGGCUCAGAUCGCAAGGAGAUACUCAGCGAAUCAAAGUGUCAUCCUACAGAUUGACAACGCUCAACUGGCUGCUGAUGACUUUAAAAUGAAAUAUCAGACGGAGCUGAACAUGCGUACCAUGGUGGAGGCUGAUGUGCUUCGCCUCCGAGGGGUCCGGGACAGCCUGACUCUUACCAUCAGUGACCUGGAGAUGCAGAUAGAAGGUCUGAAACAGGAUUUGGUGUACAUCAAGAACAACCACGAGGAGGAAAUGCGUGCGCUGAGGGUCCAGCAGAGCGGCACUGUGAACGUAGAGGUGGACAGUACAGAAUCAGUUGAUCUGACAAAGAUCCUGCAGGAAAUGAGGGAGCAGUAUGAAGCUCUGGUUGUGAAGAACAAGCUGGAGCUGGAGAAAUGGUACCAAGCCAAGUCGGAUGCUCUCCAGACGGAAAUCUCCUCUUGCACAAUAGAGGUGAAGACAACUUCUACACAGCUGUCAGAGCUAAAGAGGACCCACCAGGAUUUGGAGAUAAAUCGGCAAAGCAUCCUCACAGCGAUUCAGUGCCUGCAGAGCAAUGUGGAAGAAGUGAACAGUCGAUACAGCAUUCAGCUCAGCCAGCUGCAGGGGAACAUCAACAUGUUGGAGUCAGAGCUGCAGCAGCUGAAAGUCUCCGUGGAGCAGCAGCAAUCUGAGUACAACCUGUUGCUGGACAUCAAGAUGAGGUUGGAGCUGGAGAUCGCAGAGUACAGGAGGCUGCUGGAGGGAGACCUCUACGAGAAAAAGACUGUGGUCAUCAGCAAGGUGGUGGAAAAAGUGGAGGAGCAUAAACCCCACAUCGAGAGGCGAGUGAAGACCAUCGUGGAGGAGAUUGUUGAUGGAAAGGUGGUGUCCUCCACGGUUGACACCCAAGUGGAGGACAUUCAGUAAUACCUCUGCUCACCUCUGCUGCAACUAAACUUACAUUUUUAUGAUUUGGAACCAUAAAUAGUGAAUAAUGGACUCCUUCAAAAUCUGCUUAAUGAAUAAUUUGCAAUACUUAAACCACUGCUACAGUACAGUUUAUAUACUUACUAUAUACUACAAAAAUCCUAUUUUUUUUUUUUUAAGUUUGUCUCUUCAGGGGAUCUCCAUGGCCUUUUCCUUCAUUUAUUUUGAUUGCAUUAAAUAGCAAAGUUGCAGCAAGUGAUGAUCUUUCCUUGGCAGAUGCUCAGUCUGAGUAAGUCUGAAACCAAAACGUGAUUAAAAGUCAGAAAACAAAGAUGGAGUUGCUUAUUCUUAAUCACAAAUGUGUAUUACAAUUCAGAAAAGUG
Messenger RNA from Toxotes jaculatrix (banded archerfish), 1780 nucleotides. RefSeq names its product keratin 99 (gene krt99). NCBI's taxonomy places the organism in Eukaryota, Metazoa, Chordata, Actinopteri, Toxotidae. Gene Ontology annotation, molecular function: structural molecule activity. The record is from RefSeq and is a predicted model, not a curated record. Bases 75 to 1397 code for a protein of 440 amino acids. The transcript has 9 exons.